ACGUCAUUAGUCCUAUUUCAUGGAAGAGGACCUUGUGGCUCAAAAAAGGGGCAGUAAGCGGAGGAAGUCAACACCUGUUAAUGUCUCUUGUCUGCUGUAUACACAUCAUUUCAGAACACCUGAAAGAAUAAAAAAUUCUGGAGUCGGAUUUCUGGGCUUGAAUCCCAUUCUUACCACAUGCGCUGGGAAACUAAAGUUGGGAAACACAGAGCGACUUGCCCCAAGAUUGCUGGACUCGAAGAUGGAGGGACAGGAAUUCGAGCUACUCAGUCUGCAGAAUCAAGUUGCAGCCAUGGCCCAGACUCUGCAGAUGGAGAUCCCGAACUUUGGCAACAGUAUCCUUGAGUGCCUCAAUGAGCAGCGGCUGCAAGGCCUGUACUGUGAUGUGUCAGUGGUGGUCAAGGGCCAUGCCUUCAAGGCCCACCGCGCCGUACUGGCCGCCAGCAGCUCCUACUUCCGGGACCUGUUCAAUAGCAGCCGGAGCGCAGUGGUAGAGCUGCCGGCAGCUGUGCAGCCACAGUCCUUCCAGCAGAUUCUCACGUUCUGCUACACAGGCCGCCUGAGCAUGAACAUGGGUGACCAGUUCCUGCUCAUCUACACAGCUGGCUUCCUGCAGAUCCAGGAAAUCAUGGAGAAAGGCACUGAGUUCUUCCUUAAGGUGAGCUCCCCGAGCUGUGACUCCCAGGGCCUGCAUGCUGAGGAGGCCCCCUCAUCGGAGCCGCAGAGCCCCGUGGCGCAGACGUCGGGCUGGCCGGUCUGCAGCACGCCGCUGCCCCUGGUGUCUCGGGUCAAGACAGAGCAGCAGGAGUCGGACUCCGUACAGUGCACACCUGUGGCCAAGAGGCUGUGGGACGGCAGCCAGAAAGAGGCUGGAGGUGGCAGCGGGGCCAACGGCAGCCGCAAGAUGGCCAAGUUCUCCACACCAGACCUGACCGCCAACAGGACGCCCCAGCCUGCCCCAGUGGUUGCAGCUGCAGUGGCAGCGGGCGGCAUGAUGAGUGGGCCUAGCACGUCGGAGCGGACCAGCCCAGGCACCUCAAGUGCCUACACCAGUGACAGCCCUGGCUCCUACCACAAUGAGGAGGAUGAGGAGGAGGAUGCAGGCGAGGAGGGCACAGACGAACAGUACCGGCAGAUCUGCAACAUGUACACCAUGUACAGCAUGAUGAAUGUUGGUCAGACAGCUGAGAAGGUGGAGGCCCUCCCUGAACAGGUGGCCCCCGAGUCCCGCAGCCGCAUCAGGGUGCGACAAGAUCUGGCAUCUCUCCCUGCUGAGCUCAUCAACCAGAUUGGCAACCGCUGCCACCCCAAGCUCUACGAUGAGGGGGAUCCCUCAGAGAAGCUGGAGCUGGUGACAGGCACCAAUGUGUACAUCACAAGGGCACAGCUUAUGAACUGCCACGUCAGUGCGGGCACACGGCAUAAGGUCCUGCUGCGGCGGCUUCUGGCCUCCUUCUUUGACCGGAACACACUGGCCAACAGCUGUGGCACCGGCAUCCGGUCCUCUACCAAUGAUCCCCGGCGCAAACCACUGGACAGCCGGGUCCUGCACGCCGUCAAGUACUACUGCCAGAACUUUGCCCCCAACUUCAAGGAGAGUGAGAUGAAUGCCAUCGCGGCUGACAUGUGCACCAAUGCCCGCCGUGUGGUGCGCAAGAGCUGGAUGCCCAAGGCCAAGCCACCCCUGGCGGAGGGUGACGCUUACACCUCCUUCAUCAGCGACACGGGCAAGAUGGAGCCGGACAUGAUGGGCAUGGAGCACAGCUUCGAGACGGCCAGCCAUGACGGCGAGGCCGGCCCCUCGGCAGAGGUCCUCCAGUAACGCACGGGACCCUCCCCGCGGGCUGUCACACUCCCCUUCCGUCACACACCCACCACCAUCUUGGUCACGAGCUACUGUCUACCCCUCCCCAUGACCCGCGGGGGGUGCUGCAUGCUCCCGGCCCCUCUGCCUCCCUGUCCCACCCCUUCCCCACUGGAGCCAGGUGGAGAGGGCGGGCUGCCUGGGAUGCGGGUGCAGUCGGGAAUCCCGACCCCCUUCUAGCCCUCUGGUCAUUCCAGCUCCCAGGCCCGGCUUGGGGAGGGGCCGGCCUAGGGGGCCCUGGGGACUUGGGGUGCCCAGGUGCUCUCAGGACCCAUCCACCACCUCCCAGUGCUUCCACAUCUCCAAAGCGCCUUCCUGUCUGUGUCCCUCGUCUGUCCCUGUGCCUGGGGGCUGGGUAGGCGAGGCUGGGGACUCCACUGCACAGCUAGGGAACAGGCUCAGGUGAGGCCCAGAGCAACUCCACACCUGAUGGAUGGAAGGUGGCCAGGGUGGCCCACACCCCGCUCCUGGCCCUCUGCUGUGGUCUCUCACCCCGUGGGUCCCCUGGGGCCUGAGUAAGGCUGGUCCUAAGUGAGGGGGGCUCUUGGGGAGUGACAGGGCUUUUGGAGGCCAGGAGGACGGGGUCCCAGGCUCACAGCAGAGCAUGUGGGUGUGCGCGUGUGCAUGUGUGGGUUUGCUUUCAGAACAGAUGGAGGUAGAAGAGGUGGAAAGACCAGGGUUGGAAUUGGGGGAGCAGGCUGAGGGUAUUGUUAUCGCCCUUCCCCAUCACCACCCCGCCCCACGGCAGGGCUCCCAGCCCCUCACCCCCUGUACAUACUUUUUAAGAAUUUUUUUAGCGAAUGAAAUAUUGAAGUAUAAGAUUUCCUUUUAUUUUUCAAACCAACAGGACUGUGUCUGAGGUCCCCUGGGUCCGAGGGUGCCAUGGAAGGCAGGACAGGUGGGCAGGCUGAAUGCGUGCAUGGGUGGAAUGUGGGUGCCUGGGCUCCAGUGGGUCCAGCCAGCCCUUCCCUCUCCCCCAGGGCUGCAGUUUUUUCGGGGUGUCCUAGGCCUUGGCUGACUGCUGAGCCUCAGUCCUGGAGGGGGCAGGGCAGGGCCUACAUUCAUUGUUAGUGGUUAUUUGUGGAAUUUUCUCUCACCAUUCCUUUUUAUUCUUGCCCAGAGUGAGUGGUUUUGUUUUGAGGGUUUUUUGUUUGUUUGUUUGUUUGUUUUUUUAGUUAUAGAUGUGAAAGGAGAGUGCCCCCCCCACCGUCAUUUCUCCAUUGCACAUCUUGCUCAGCCCUGUGCUCCCUGCCUCCUCCCCUCCCCAAACUCCUCGUGCCCCUGGCUCCCAGCUUCCUCUUCCCUGGCAGGGAUAAGGCAGGGCGUCAGCAGGGGCCAGGGAUGGAGUGAGGCAGCUGGACUGGACCUUGGGAAUCACAGUUGGAGACCCGUCCCCAGCCCAGCCUGCUGGGCUCCCUCCGUACAUCUGCUUGUUGCAGGGUGGGGGUGUCGGGCCUGCUUCCUGGGCUCACCCCAGCACCUUAGCCCUGGUGGUCCAGUGUGGGAGGGGGAGUCGACACCCCCAGCUAAAGCACAAGCACCUUAGUCGCACUCCCCUUCCCUCCCCCGCCCGCCACAGCGCUGAUCCCAAAGCACAAAGUCCUGGUCACUUGGUGAGUAGCUGGCCCUAAGGGGCCCUAGCCAGACCCCAGGAGGAAGUAGGCAGCCCCAAGAGCCCCUCCCUGCCCUUUUUCUAGCAGGAUGUCCUGCAGAGCUAGGUGAGUGGCAGAGCCUGUGGGUUUCAGGGACCCCAGGAGGUGUUUCUGACUCCCUGGGUGAAGUGGGGGAGGGCGAGGGGUGCAGGGGAGGAGACUCCUCACUAGGAGAGCCAAAGACAGGGUUGUGCCUUACCCGGGAGCCACCCCUGCACCCCUCCCACCCUACCAUGCAGCCAGCUGCCUCUGUCCUGUCCUCUGUCCCCUGCCCACCCACCCUGCUCUGCUCUGAGCUGCAUGGUCCCCCCCCACCCUGGGCAGCCCAGAGGAACAGGAACGGAAAACUGUCCAUCUC
Messenger RNA from Fukomys damarensis (Damara mole-rat), 3874 nucleotides. RefSeq names its product nucleus accumbens associated 1 (gene Nacc1). Gene Ontology annotation, molecular function: protein binding; DNA-binding transcription factor activity, RNA polymerase II-specific; RNA polymerase II cis-regulatory region sequence-specific DNA binding. Gene Ontology annotation, biological process: regulation of transcription by RNA polymerase II. Bases 20 to 1822 code for a protein of 600 amino acids. NCBI's taxonomy places the organism in Eukaryota, Metazoa, Chordata, Mammalia, Rodentia, Bathyergidae. The transcript has 7 exons. The record is from RefSeq and is a predicted model, not a curated record.